Messenger RNA from Sparassis crispa, 774 nucleotides. RefSeq lists its product as hypothetical. The transcript has a single exon. The coding region runs from base 1 to 774 and encodes 257 amino acids. NCBI's taxonomy places the organism in Eukaryota, Fungi, Basidiomycota, Agaricomycetes, Polyporales, Sparassidaceae. The record is from RefSeq and is a predicted model, not a curated record.
AUGGUUCAGCAAACACCAUUGCGCGUCCAUGUCUCUGUAGAAGAGACUCGGCCCCAGUCUCCCCUUGGCCAGGCGACGAUUCUUUCCCGCCCAACCCUCCAUUCGGCGCCACGCUUGCAAACUGCGAACAUUUCCAAUCAACAGUUCCAUGGGAUGGCAACGUACACAUUAUACCCGCCUUCGGAGUCGGCCAAUGACGUGGCCCUCCCAUCUGAGCACCCGUCUCCGGUCAAGAACUGGACAUGCUUUCUGGUUUUAUUCGCCAUUACGACUGCGACUUUAUUGUCCGCGGUAGUUGCGGCCGGGUGGUCGUAUCUCUGCUCGUUCUCUGGAAUUGUGCUCAUGAGGAACAUGGCACCCUAUAGCGAUGCCCACUAUUCUGCGAUGUGGGCGACAAGUACGGUAGGGGGUGUAAUCGUCGGUGGCGCAAGCGGCCUCGUCCUCCUUGCGCUGUCACGUCUUGACCAUCAUGCCGAUCGCAUAUGGCGGUAUGGCUUUGACCCGGAAAGCCUUCGGUCGAGGUACGGCAGGAUGAUUGUUAAGGUUGUCGGGGUGAUGCUUCUCGGAAUCUUUGGAACUACAGGACAGACCCUUGGUGUUGCGGUGGUCAGGACCGUCCCCGGGGCACUCGAUGCGAAGCACGCUGCCAUCAUCAGCGCCGUGGGUACGGCAUUCGGGACAGCGUUUCAACUCCCCUGGCUGCUCACUCGGUUCGAUUUUGGUACGUACGUGAUUAGUGCUGUCUUGUUCUUCCAUGCUUGGAUACGUUCAUGA